CUGCGACCAAGAUAAUGUUUGGGUCUUGUGUUUAUAUUUCCAGUCUUCACGCCUUGUGUCUCCCGUCAUCAUUCUCAUCAAGUAUUUUUCUCUUAUAGGGAUUGAUUGGCACACAAGAUGGACACAACUCGUGGAAACAAGGAGAUGGUUCUCCUGGCAGGAAACUCCCACCCUGAACUUGCUCAACUCAUAGCAAGUCGUCUUGGAAAGCCUUUUGGCAUCGUUUCUGCAUACCGCAACAGCAACCAAGAAACAAUGGUGGAAAUUGGUGACUCCGUCAGGGGAAGAGAUGUUUUUAUUCUACAAACUGGUACAAACCGGCUAGAGGUGCCUGUAGGGCGAGCUGAGGUGAAGGAAAUGGCCAACCGUGAGACAAGUGUUGAGAUCAUGGAGUCAGUGAGAGAGAAGAGCGUUUACCUCAUUCAGACAGCUGACCCCAAGGAUGUGAACAACAAUAUAAUGGAACUGCUCAUUAUGGCGUAUGCCUGCAAGACUUCGUCAGCACGCAACAUUGUUGGUGUUAUCCCCUACUUACCGUACUGCAAGCAGAGCAAGAUGAGGAAAAGAGGUUGUAUAGUGUCAAAGCUGCUCGCCAAGAUGAUGUGUAAGGCUGGCCUGACACACAUCAUCACAAUGGACUUACACCAGAAGGAGAUCCAAGGCUUUUUUGAAUGUCCAGUAGACAAUCUGCGAGCUUCACCUUUCCUCCUGCAAUACAUCCAGGAGAGUAUUCCUGAUUAUCGUAAUGCAGUCAUAGUGGCACGGGACCCUGGCUCAGCCAAGAAGGCCACAUCCUAUGCUGAACGUUUAAGAUUAGGAAUCGCAGUCAUUCAUGGAGAGCAGAAAACCAAUGAGGACGAGCAGGCUGAUGGCCGCAACUCGCCACCACUGGUUGAGCACUCUCGUAUCAUGGAUGUUGGAGUUGGAGUACCUGCCCUGGCUGCCAAGGAGAAACCUCCCAUUAAUGUGGUUGGUGAUGUUGGAGGUCGCAUUGCCAUCAUGGUGGAUGACAUGAUCGAUGAUGUUGCUUCCUUUGUGGCAGCGGCCGAGGUGUUGAAGGACCGCGGGGCAUACAAGAUAUAUGUAAUGGCUACCCAUGGUUUGCUCUCAUCUGAUGCCCCAAGGCUUAUUGAUGAUUCUCCCAUUGAUGAGGUGGUGGUGACCAACACAGUGCCCCAUGAGAUUCAGAAGAUGCAGUGUCAUAAGAUUAAAACAGUUGACAUCAGCAUCCUCCUGGCAGAGUCCAUUCGUCGCAUCCACAACAAUGAAAGCAUGAGUUACCUCUUCCGUAAUGUUACGCUUGAAGAUUAAGCUGCCAAGUAGCUAUUAAAGCAUUGUUCCAUUACAUGCACACACCAUAUGUAUAAAUGUGUACACAUGCAUUUGUAUAUAUAUAAACAUAUGAUUUGUUUGUCCAGUAUAUUCAUUAUCUAUGUAAUGUAAAAACACUAACUACUACUUACUAUGUAUACUGUAUAAAUCACAUAGGCAAAAAGAUCAAAUGAAAACAUCUGCUUUUCAAAUUGUCUUCUAUUACUUGCUUCACCUUUCAGUGUUAUGUCUGGCUUCUGCACAUUUCUUAAUAAAAGUUAGAAUGUGACAGCUCAUUCAGUUUUGCGUUUCGGAUCAAAAAUCUUGGUUAUUAAGUAUUAAAUUGCUAUGAUGAUGAAUUUUAACUUAGGUUUUGACCCAGUAAUUUGUAACCCUAAGCUAUGGUAUCUAAACUGUAACAGAUAUUCUUGAGUGUGUUACAUUCCUUCUGUACUGUGCUGCCUGGGUGUGAUUCCAUCAGCUACCAGCCCAAAACUUAUGGAACAUUAACAUAACAAGAGGACACGCCUAUAAAUUAGGGAAAAAAAAAAACUGCUGAGAGAACACUAGAAUUUUUCUCACAGAGUGGUAAAUCAAUGAAAUGAGCUCUGUAUAGUCCUUGUGGCUUAGCGCUUCUUUUUGAUUAUAAUAAUAAUAAUGAAAUGAGCUAAAGAAGAGAUAGUAAGUGCUACUUCUAAAAACUUUCAAAAUCUUUACAAUAGACUAAAUACAACUGGAGAUAGGACUGUCGUAUGUUUAGCUCUUCCCCUAAAGCUACAGAUAGGUGACCCCUUGCUCUUUAAUGUAAAUAUGUGCAGGCUUACCUCAUUAACUGAACUCUGCAUCCCACUUUAAUAUUUAUUAUCUAAGGCAUGAUUUUCCAUACUUGUAUUUACAUCUUUGUAUUUCAUGUGAAUUUGAAAAGGAGUUGUGUGUUAGGGACUGGUAUGCAGUACAACCCAGGUGGGUUUAGCACUUAUUUUUUAAUACUGUAUAGUAAUAAUUGGUACUAGUAUACUACUUGUGUUUCACUUGUAAUAAUGUAAGUCUGUGUUCUUUAUGCUACAAGUAUAUUUAGUUUUGUCACUGGUUCAAAAUAUUUUGUCUUAAAAGCCAGUGUAUGUAGUUAUCAUUUUCAUUAUUUCUUUAGUACAAAGCAGAAUAAAAAAAAUUUUUAAGUAUUUGCCUCUGUAAUGAGACUUAGAUUUAGUGGUACUGUUUAACUCUGGGGUACAUACACUGGAUGGUAAGAAAUCACUAUAAAAUGUAUGACUACAAAAUAGAAAAAUACAACAAUGAGAAAACCAGUAGAAAUACCUGAGCAAUUUCAAAGGAGCAUUAGUAAAUGCAUGAAAGCCUUAGGAUAUUUCUAUUAUUUUUCAAUUAUAUUUUUUCAUACACAGUAUAGUAUAUCUGUAUUUCUAGCAUGAAUAAAAGAUAAAACACUUAGUGUAGUGUUCUCUCAAGCAUAUUUUAUAGGCCAACUGGCUUAGCGCUUCUUUUUGAUUAUAAUAAUAAUAAUAAUUAUAGGCCAACUCUCCUUACAUUGCCAGACUUUCAACUGAGUUACACUUACUAUUACAUAAAAAGCUUUCUGUACUUACACUUAGUAUAUCACUGACACAUGCCAGUAUAUAUGCUUUACUACUACAGUGGACCCUUCACAUAAGUUCACUCUAGUUCAGUUUACCUCCCAUCAACAUACACAUGCUCUCAUUUUAUCGUUAUACCUUACUCUGUACAUGCACAUGAAGCUUGUCCCACUUCAUCCCUGACACAUGCUGCUAGGAGAUGAACCAAGCCAACUUUGACCCCUGGUAUAUUCUACUUGGUAUAGUAUUUACAAUAUUUGUGUAGUAUCCUACAUUAUGUAUGUGUGUAGUAUCCUACCUUGUGCAUUUGUGUAGUAUCGUACAUUAUGUAUUUGUAUAGUAUCCUACCUCGUGCAUUUGUGUAGUAUCCUAUAUUAUGUAUUUGUAUAGUAUCCUACCUUGUGCAUUUGUGUAGUAUCCUAUAUUAUGUAUUUGUUCACAGACCUGUAUAUACAUACAUACAGUAGUUCCUUCCUGAAACCUACCAUGUUUUAUAAACAUGUGUUAUAGUGAAUAACCUACAAGAAAAAAAGAAGUUAGAUUCCAGAGCUAUUACAUGUUAAAAAUUAUUAUAAAAACUUGCAAUCUGAAUUAUCCAAACACUCCGUAUUUCACGCUUUGGCAGGUGUGAAGUUUAAUCAGUGGAUGUUACUGCAGUCUCUGCAUAACAGCACUUGUGUUGGUUGGUCAAAGUAUUGUGUAAAACAUCUCUGUGCUAUCCAGCAUUGAUUUGUACAGUUGACGCUAUAUUAGUGUAAGCUAUUAACGAUCCCAUUUCAGGUUGAGGAGGGUGUUUCAAAUUUACAAUGUCUUAAAAGUUAAUAACCCAUUUUACUAGAAAUUCACUAGUAGUAUAUCAGUGUUUUGUUGCCUUAAAUAUAAAAUUUCAUUCCAACGAGGUUUUUUACACUUGAACAUACAUGUGGAGAGCUGUUUCCCUACCUCAGCUCACUUCAAGAUGUAGCAAUCUAAGAUAUAUUGCCAUCCCCAGGAUGCCACUUACAACUUUACUAACAUACAAAAUAAUUAAUUUUCUUUAUAUUGCCUUUAGGAUUUCAUUCCCAAGUGAUCAUUAAAACUAAGAUGUUCAUAAAUUGUGAACCUCUCUAUUUCCCUUUUGAGCCAACUUAUCUUAUGUCAAAGUUGUGUUGUGCUACAGAAACAACUUGUUGAAUACAAGUUUUAUAAGGGUCUGCUGUAUGAUAGGUAUUUUUCUCUUUUUCACUUUAAAGAGUAAGCUUGACAGUUUUCAUAUUUUUCUUUAACAAGGAACAAAAACAUUAACUAAAUUGCUUAUAUCAUAGAAAUAGUUUUAACAAUAAUAGUACAACAUAUAUGUACUGUAAUGUGCAUAGUUAUACUCUUAGUAAUUUGUCACCAAGAGUAACUUUAUACUAAUUAAAAUUUAAGUACAGUGGACCCCCGGUUAAUGAUAUUUUUUCAUUCCAGAAGUAUGUUCAGGUGCCAGUACUGACCGAAUUUGUUCCCAUAAGGAAUAUUGUGAAUUAGAUUAGUCCAUUUCAGACCCCCAAACAUACACGUACAAACGCACUUACAUGAAUACACUUACAUAAUUGGUCGCGUUGGGAGGUGAACACGUACAAACGCACUUACAUAAAUACACUUACAUAAUUGGUCGCAUUGGGAGCUGAACACGUACAAACGCACUUACAUAAAUACACUUACAUAAUUGGUCGCAUUGGGAGGUGAUCAUAAAGCGGAGGUCCACUGUACUUAUAAUUUUAAAAUAUGUAUUUAGUUUCCUUCGUUAAAGUCUGAGGAGUGAUUGCAAAUUAAUUUGUGGUACAUACAGUUAUAAAGUGCGGUUCUGGUCAUAAUAGCUAAAAUAAAAAUUCCUCUUUA
This is a messenger RNA of Cherax quadricarinatus, 4766 nucleotides long. NCBI's taxonomy places the organism in Eukaryota, Metazoa, Arthropoda, Malacostraca, Decapoda, Parastacidae. The record is from RefSeq and is a predicted model, not a curated record.